Messenger RNA from Condylura cristata (star-nosed mole), 1933 nucleotides. RefSeq names its product prostaglandin-endoperoxide synthase 2 (prostaglandin G/H synthase and cyclooxygenase) (gene PTGS2). The record is from RefSeq and is a predicted model, not a curated record. Gene Ontology annotation, cellular component: neuron projection; cytoplasm. Gene Ontology annotation, biological process: cyclooxygenase pathway; response to oxidative stress. NCBI's taxonomy places the organism in Eukaryota, Metazoa, Chordata, Mammalia, Eulipotyphla, Talpidae. The coding region runs from base 47 to 1861 and encodes 604 amino acids. Gene Ontology annotation, molecular function: heme binding; oxidoreductase activity, acting on single donors with incorporation of molecular oxygen, incorporation of two atoms of oxygen; peroxidase activity. The transcript has 10 exons.
UCUGCGCCACCUCCAGCUCCACCCGCUCGCGCCGCCUGCAGCCCAGAUGCUCCUCAGCACGCUGCUUCUCUGCGCAGCGCUGGCGCUCACCAGUGCAGCAAAUCCUUGCUGUUCCAACCCAUGUCAAAACCGAGGUGUGUGUAUGAGUACAGGAUUUGACCGGUAUAAGUGUGACUGUACCCGAACAGGAUUUUAUGGCGAAAAUUGUUCAACACCUGAAUUAAUGACAAGAAUAAAAUUAUUGCUGAAACCUACUCCAAAUACAGUGCACUACAUACUCACCCACUUCAAGGGUUUCUGGAACAUAGUCAAUAACAUUCCCUUCCUGCGGAACACAAUUAUGAAAUACGUGUUGACAUCCAGAUCACACUUGGUUGAGAGCCCACCAACUUAUAACAUGCACUAUGGCUACAAAAGUUGGGAGGCCUUUUCUAACCUCUCCUAUUAUACCAGAGCCCUUCCUCCUGUACCUGAUGACUGUCCGACUCCCAUGGGCGUAAAGGGAAAGAAAAAGCUUCCUGAUUCAAAAGAAAUUGUGGACAAGUUUCUUCUAAGAAGAAAGUUCAUCCCUGAUCCACAGGGCACAAAUAUGAUGUUUACAUUCUUUGCUCAGCACUUCACCCACCAGUUUUUCAAGACAGAUCAUAAGCGAGGACCAGCUUUCACCAAAGGACUGGGCCAUGGGGUGGACUUAAAUCAUGUUUACGGUGAAACUUUGGACAGACAGCAUAAAUUACGCCUUUUCAAGGAUGGAAAAAUGAAAUAUCAGAUAAUUGAUGGAGAAGUGUAUCCUCCUACAGUCAAAGACACUCAGGUCUCCAUGAUCUACCCACCUCAAGUCCCUGAACACCUGCGCUUUGCUGUGGGGCAGGAGGUCUUUGGCAUGGUGCCUGGCCUGAUGAUGUAUGCCACCAUCUGGCUGCGGGAACAUAACAGAGUGUGUGAUGUGCUGAAACAGGAACAUCCAGAAUGGGGCGAUGAGCAGUUAUUCCAGACAAGCAGGCUAAUACUGAUAGGUGAAACUAUUAAGAUUGUAAUUGAAGACUAUGUCCAGCACUUGAGUGGCUAUAACUUCAAGCUCAAAUUUGAUCCAGAACUGCUUUUCAACCAACAAUUCCAGUACCAAAACCGCAUUGCUGCUGAGUUCAACACCCUCUACCACUGGCAUCCUCUUCUUCCUGACGCCUUUCAAAUUAAUGAAAAAGAGUACAACUAUCAACAGUUUCUGUACAACAACUCUAUCUUACUAGAACAUGGUCUUACCCAGUUUGUUGAAUCAUUCAGCAGGCAAAUUGCUGGCAGGGUUGCUGGUGGUAGGAAUCUUUCACCUGCAGUACAGAAAGUAGCACAGGCCUCAAUUGACCAGAGCAGACAGAUGAAAUACCAGUCUUUUAAUGAAUAUCGCAAGCGCUUUAUGCUACAGCCCUACAAAUCAUUUGAAGAACUUACAGGAGAGAAGGAAAUGGCUGCGGAGUUAGAAGCAGCUUAUGGUGACAUCGACGCUAUGGAACUGUAUCCUGCUCUUCUGGUAGAAAAGCCGCGUCCAGACGCCAUCUUUGGUGAAACAAUGGUAGAACUUGGAGCACCAUUCUCUUUGAAAGGACUUAUGGGUAAUCCUAUCUGCUCUCCUGAGUACUGGAAGCCCAGUACUUUUGGUGGGGAAGUAGGUUUUAAGAUCAUCAACACUGCCUCCAUCCAGUCCCUCAUCUGCCAUAACGUGAAGGGCUGUCCUUUUACCUCAUUCAGUGUUCAAGAUCCACAGCUCACCAAAACAGUCACCAUUAAUGCAAGUUCUUCUCAUUCUGGACUUGAUGACAUCAACCCAACAGUACUACUAAAAGAACGUUCAACGGAAUUAUAGAAGUCUAUUCAUAUUUAUUUAUUUAUAUGAACUAUUUCUGUUGACUUAAUUAUUUAAUAUUUAUAUUAAACU